GGUUUAGAAGCCAGGCCAAAGCAAAGGCAAGAUGAUAUAAACCUUUGGUUCCAAAAAUCAUUCAACUCUUCGAUUCCUCUCGCUGAGAUCGAGAACCGACCCACCUGUUCCUCUGAUCACCGGCGGUUAUCACCGCGACUCAGAUGUUCGCUUGACGACCUCUUAUCGCCGCGAUCUUUGCCUCUUCCUGUAAUCGCCGUCUUUUGCUCAACAACGAGAUCUGUUUUUCCACGAGUAAAGGAGGAUGUCGACUCCAGCAAGGAAGAGGUUGAUGAGGGAUUUCAAGAGGUUGCAGCAAGACCCACCUGCGGGUAUCAGCGGUGCUCCACACGACAACAAUAUCAUGCUCUGGAAUGCUGUCAUAUUCGGGCCUGAUGACACCCCAUGGGAUGGAGGUACUUUCAAACUCUCACUGCAGUUCUCUGAGGAUUAUCCAAAUAAACCACCGACAGUUCGCUUUGUGUCACGGAUGUUCCAUCCAAAUAUUUAUGCAGAUGGGAGUAUUUGCUUGGACAUUCUACAAAACCAGUGGAGUCCAAUAUAUGAUGUUGCUGCUAUACUUACCUCCAUCCAGUCGUUGCUCUGUGACCCUAAUCCGAAUUCUCCUGCAAAUUCGGAAGCUGCUCGGAUGUACAGCGAAAACAAGCGCGAGUACAACAGAAAAGUGCGUGAUGUUGUCGAGCAAAGCUGGACUGCUGAUUAGUAUUAGUUAGUUGUAAGCUCUGCAACUCUCUCCUACUCUCAAUCACUCAAUGUCACCAUUAAAGCAACGGCUUUCUUAUCUUCUCGUUCAUGUCUUUUGUGUGUGUUCAAAACUCUACUGAUUGAAUGCUUUGAUGGGUUCUAUGAAGCCUAAACGUCCUUGUAAAAACUUUGUACCAAACCAUCUGAAUUGUUUACUUUUUUUUUUGUAUAUAUGUAUUAUGGGUUUCUUGCUA
Messenger RNA from Brassica oleracea var. oleracea, 938 nucleotides. Its product is annotated as ubiquitin-conjugating enzyme E2 1. Lineage: Eukaryota; Viridiplantae; Streptophyta; Magnoliopsida; Brassicales; Brassicaceae. The record is from RefSeq and is a predicted model, not a curated record. Bases 245 to 703 code for a protein of 152 amino acids. The transcript has 6 exons.